Messenger RNA from Alosa sapidissima (American shad), 6622 nucleotides. It is a transcript of the gene wbp1, whose product is annotated as WW domain binding protein 1. The record is from RefSeq and is a predicted model, not a curated record. The coding region runs from base 219 to 1130 and encodes 303 amino acids. Lineage: Eukaryota; Metazoa; Chordata; Actinopteri; Clupeiformes; Clupeidae. The transcript has 4 exons.
GAAGUCGUUGCUGCCGUCUACUGGUCGAUGCGAGAUUGUGUGAACUGUAGCCUCUGCCUAGACAUUCAAGGCACGAUCAGUCCAACUCCGACUAGGACGGAAAUAUGUAGCCUACCAGUUCACGAACAGGACUGUUACAAUUAUUUUGAUGAUUCUGUGCAAAUUUGGAGUUAAAGCUAUAUGAUUCCCUUCGCAAAUUUGGCUAAGAACCCAGAAAGAUGCCACAGAAAACACUGGGAUCCAUUAUAGGGCUGCUUUGCACCGGGACCACCAUGGUUCAGGCGAAGGAGUUCUGUUUCGGUGUCAACAAUGAACAAUACAGAUGCGAGAUGGGAUACUGCUGCGGGGAAACGGAGUGCUGUACCUACUACUACGAACUGUGGUGGUUCUGGCUGGUGUGGACCCUUAUCAUCAUGCUCAGCUGCUGCUGUGCAUACCGUCACCGUCGCGUGAAGAUGCGGCUCCAGCAGGAGCAGCGUCAGCGUGAGAUCAGCCUCAUGGCCUACCAGGGGGCCUCCAGCUCCUUUGUGUCCCCACCUCCCCUAAAUCUGCGCUUCUGGAACGACUGCAAACUGCCAGAUUAUGAGGAGGUGGUUGGCCAUCCUCCAACGCCCCCUCCACCUUACUCAGAGAUGCCCCCAGAGGUCUCCCCGCCUGGCCAGGCCUCCGCUUCUGCCUCUGCUGCCAUCGUGUUGGAGCCCCUCAUGGAGCAAGAGGCCGCACUCUCCAGAGACGAGCAGCACUCUGCAGCAGCAGCAGCAGCCUCCCCGGCCUGCCUCUCCAGCCACCAGCAACACAGGAUGGUGGCGGUGGCGGUGGCAGCAGCGGAGGAGGAAGACGAGGGGCCUGGAGACCUGCCGGAGGAUGAAGAGGAGCUGGGGACAAGGCGGAGACAUGUGACGGGCGACUCAGGGAUCGAGGUGUGCGUUUGCCAGAUGGACGUCGACGAAGAGUCCGACGGCGAGAACAGCCGCGACCGCGAGGAGAGGGCCGAGCGUGAACAGCUGUGCCAGGGAGGCGCCAGGGGCGAGUGCUGCACCGAGAGAGAGCGGGAGGUCGCCGUGCGUCACAAGGACCACAGCCCUGAGCCCCAGACCCAACCGGCCAGCACCGGAGACCGACUGGUCUGAGACAGUGGCCCCUCGGCUGCACCCACUCGCCAUACGCGCAUUGAAAGAGGACUGUGCUUGGCCACUACAGUCAUCGUCAUCAUUGAUGUUGCCGUCAGGCAAAAGCCUGAUGUUAACGUCAAAGCUGCCUUCCCUAAUGGUCUUUAUUCCUCAAGUCCCUCCAUUACAAUUAAGCUACAUGUCAGCUUUAUGUAUGUACAAUGGUUAAGGUGGUAGAUGCUGAUGAUGGAACUGAUAUUUUUGAAGUUGCUUAAUGCACGGUUUAGGGUUAAAGUUGUUCAUUCCGGUGGAUGGCUUAUUUUGUUCUUUUUUUUUUAGUUUGUUUUCUUUGUGUUUUUGGCAUGGAUGAAUGAACAGGUUGUUCAUUUCUAGUGUGUGUAAGGCUGGAACUGAAAGGUCACAAGGAAACAGCUGCUAAGUCACAAAGUGGCUGACGGCGGGAGCUUUUUAAAGCGCUGUUCUCUCUCUCUCUCGUCGCCCCCUGCCCCCCACCCCCACGCAACCAUGGCACACGUGUAGCCCCCGGCGUGGCGUUCCCAUUCAUCCCCCUCUGGCAUGUAAAUACCACUCGGCCCUCCCAUGUGACGCCCUACAGCCCAGGACUUCCAAGUCCAGCAGCGGCCCCUUAAGCACAUGGCCGCAUUAGAAGACUACGUUUCCCAACAGUCCCCUGGGUGGACCCUUGCUUGUCAUGAUUUGUAUAUAAUUUUUUUUUCUUUUUCUUUCUCUACCUUAGUGGGUCUGGUUGUUAAAAAAAAAAAAAAAUCAAGCUACUGUGCCUUCUAUAUGGCCUUUCAGUCAAUCUUCGAUCAGUAGUCGGGGGACAUAGGAGGAGAACUUAAUCCAUUUUCUCCCUUCACGUUUGACUUCGUUGGUGUGCUCUGUGACAUUAUCCCCAGUGCUGGGCCUGCUAGUUGCGGUCUAAAAAAAGCCUGUGUUAGUGUUUGUGCACACUAGCUGGUUAUCAAUGACGUCAUCGUGCCCACCACAAAUGGGGGAGUGUGUGUGCGAUGUCGGGGGGAGGGUGGGUAGGGGUGGGUGGGGAUGGGUUGGUGGCACAUUCCUCUAAGAUGGCUGAUUACGAUCUUUUGCAGUACCGUGAGACUCACAAGAGCACUCUAACUUCCUUCGAUGUAAAGCUAAGGAGGAGUGGCACAAAAUGAAUUGGUUGAAUUAUAUCCUUGGAUUUAUCCUCCGUAUAAGUUUCAAAUGGUUUUGCUUUAGUUCAUAUUGACCUGCUUAACAAAGCUCUCAUUGGAGUUGCUCAGUGUCCCUUUGUGCUUUUGGGACUUUUUUGGCAAAAGUGUAAGACUAAUGUCUUGUUACUGAGUGUGUGGAUAGCUCUGUAUGCGUGUGUGCGCUUGUGUGCGUUUUAUGAAGUGGAGUGCCCUUUGGAUGUGCACCUAACACGCAUGGCUUCGAACCACUACAACGAGUGCAUUUUUUUUUUUCUGUACGUAUAUGGGUUAAGGUAAAAUGCUUUGAUAUCUUACAGGUGUGUUUCUCUUAAGCCGACACACCGGGUGUCCCAUAGGGCUGGUUUGCCGAAACUAGGCGUUAGGCUUUUAAACUGACAGACCAACCAACCUGCUGCGGUCACGGUUGGUUUUGGUAGAGGCGCAAACACAGGACAGUUAACGUGUGUCUGUGCUGUGUGCUUAAGCUGCAUCAGCUUCCCUGUUUUUCUUCAGUCUGCAGCGCUAUGCCUCUCUGACAUACAAUACAGGAGGACCGAGGUGGCUGGGCGUAUAAGGGGGUUUAUCAUUGAUUGUACACAGAGUUGCUCUAUCUCAGCAUUGCCGUUGCCAGUGAAAGGUUUUUUUCUAGGGGUGUGCAUGCAUAUGGAUCAUUUAAAAUCUUACCCAUAACUUCCCAUGAUUCUGUUCAUCAUUACAGAUUAACAGAAUGGGGAUAUUAAUAUUUGUCUCAAAGGGUUGUCUGGCUGUUCAACUAUCUGUGCACACCCCUAGCUUUGUCACCCCCAUCACCGCCACCACUUCAGAGGCUCCUCAAGCCCCCCAGGACCGUCUGUGACUUUGUAUGAUAAAAAGCGUAAAACGGUCUUCAUAGCAAUGGUCCUCCUGUGGUAAACCGUGUCACCUCUGUGGUCACGCUCCAUAACAAGCACAAGACUGUUCAGUGCACUGUGUGAGCUAAAUGCGCUAAGCCCCGUCUGUGUCGAAGCACACAAAAGCGUCAACAUCCACGUACAGUACCAGAUGAUAAACUGAUGAUCAUCAAAGAUGAUCACAUUUUGACCUUUUUGUCUGUGUUCAAGAACAGUGAACAGACUUGUAAUACACAAGCAAAGAGUCAAGCAGAACCAGCUGCAGGCCACCAUCGAUUGCAGAUGUUGUUUGUCACACCAGAAGCUGCCUUGCUUGGUAUGUCUCCAUAGAGAUGUGCCGACCACUCCUCUGGGCGAAUGGGUGCAUUGUGACGUGCACUGGUACAAUCAGGAACAAAAUGGCCGUUUGUCGGAGGGCAACCAUAAGCCAGGGCCUUAUGAGAGUGUGAAUGUUGCGGUUCAAGCAUCUGUAUCUUGCUCGCUCGUUCUGACAUUUUCCGAAGCACACACUGUGCAUGACCUCCUUUGACAGCAGUUUCAGGAAGCUCGCCCUUGACAGUGUGGAGGAUGCGAUGUGGUCUAGGAGCGAAAGAGAAAGAGCACAAUGUUUUGUGUGUGCUCUUUAUAGUUUGUAGAUAGCAGUCUUCUCUGAAGUCCCUUUACUCUCCCUGUAGUAUUGUAUGCCCCCUGUUCUCCCAAUGUCCUAAGUAACGCUGUCACGACUAUUCAGUAAAUGAUAUGAGGCACAUGGUGGAAUGCAUGCUGUUGUGGUUUCACAGAUAAGGGGGAUGCUAUUUACUGGUGCCCCCCCAACCCCCUUCCCCCAGAGUUACUUAUCGGAGAUAUCUGUGAAUAGAUGUAGAAGUGCAUGUUUUUGUAAGGAAUAGAAAUGAAUGUUUGUUUGUUUGUUUGUUUGUUUGUUUUUCUUCUUCCUCCCUCUCUGCAAGUUACUGAAACCUGAUGUAAGGGGUUCAGAUGUUAGGAACAGGAGCUCAAAUGGGCCACUCUCAAUGUUCACUCAUCUUUUUGUGUGAGCAUGUUUUCUGCCAAAAACAAAACUCAAAAAUUGUUGGCCUGACAUGUUUACUUUUCUUUUUUCUGUCUCUUUUUCUCCAAAAAAGGGCUAUUGGUCAUGAUUUCAUGAGCGCUUUGGUAUAAAACGACCACUGUUCUUUUGGUGUGUGUAUGUGGUCAUGUUGAUACACGUACGAUUGUAAUCUUUCCUUCUUCUGUAGCUCUGCUUCUGAUAUGUGUUAUUUUUCCAGUUGUGUAACAUUGUUUUUGCCCUCCUGUGUGUGUAUCAAGAGGUGUGUAACACCUGUGUCUCUCCCUGCCUGUCUGGUCCCUGAGGGACUGACCCCCACCACUUUCCAUGUGCCUGUUGUUCUUAGCCAUGCUAACGUGGGGUGUUAGCAUGGUGGAGGCAAUUAUGCAAUCAAGCCUCAUGUAAUCCUGUAAUAUCAUGGUUACACAGAAAACAGAUUGGAAGAAACAUGGCUAUUGGAAAAUGUCAUAGAUCCACUUUCCUCUUUGAUGGUUGGGUGGCACAUGAGAGAAAUGUAACAAACGUCAAGAGCUUCCCAUUAAUAUGCCGGUAAUAAAACGUUCUGGCAGUGACUUUUAUUCGUACAAGCAUGAUGCAGUUGGCAUGAGAUCUCAGAAUUCUGAUUCACUGUAUCUGGGUGUAUCCCUAACCGCUUUGAACGUUGUUAAAAGGGGAAGUUUAAGAAAUGCUGUUUAUUAUGUCAUUUAUUAUUCCCGUUCUGACUCAAACAGAAAACAUUUGAAUCCCACCGGUCCCUUUAAAAGCCCUCUUUUUGUGUCCUCCCUUAAGUCAUUUUCUCAGACUACACACACACACACACACACACACAAAACAAAAACCUGAAACAUGCUUGAGGCUGGAAAGUUCCUUAAGGGUGAUUUUCAUCAGUAGAACAUCAUUCGUGACAUGGAUGUUUACAGUUUCUGUGCCUUGCUCCCACUUGGACCAACGUCUCUUGAGUGAUGAUGUGCUCUCAUCUGUUCUUGUACCAACCCCCCCCCCCCCCCCCCCCCCUCUGCUAAAGCCUCAAUUGCUCUCCUGUACUGUAACGAACUAGGCUAUGCAAAAAAAGAAAAAGGAAGAAAAAAAACAGAUGACCUACUGUCGUAUGCUGCAAUAACCCUCUCUUUGUACGUCCUCCCUGAUGGUCCGUCUAAGCAAUACUCUAUCCUCCACUACUUGUUGCACUGUACCCCAUUUGUCAUUUUCUUUGUUUAAAAAUAGAUUUAAACGACUUUACAGAAUUGACUGAAGACUCGGAAUGAAACAAACACGUGUUCAUUACUGCGCUGAUGGGUCCUCAGAGUAUAACUACAUUUCUAUUAUUUCCUCAAGGUUAAAAAAAAAAGAAAAAAAAAGGAAAAAAAUAUAAACUUCAGAAAAGCCAUUACUAUUUUGUUCAGGCAGAUGCGCCCAUAGGGCAAUUUAUUCAUAAGUUCAUUCUUAUUGUUUCGUGUUGGAGUAAAAUGACUGCAGUUCACAAUGGACUUGUAUCAUUGUUUUUCUCAAGCCCCUGCAUGUUGCUGCAGUGUGAUGAUUCACUGUGAGUAACCCUCUGUGGUCUCCAUGAACACUGUUGGAUGCGUCCAGCAAACCAAUGUCUGAUGUCAUUGCCUUUUUAUCAAUCUCAACUCCUCAGGCGUUUGUUUAUGGGAUGACGUAUGAUGUGUAUUACCAAGCUCAGUCUCUGUGGUAAGCCUUUUUUGAGUUUAAUUGCAACCACUUCUUUGUUUUGCUGUGCUUGCAGGCUCUGUCAUGUCAAUGGACAUGUUGUCAUUGCCACAACCAAGACAUGGACAACUAUUACUUGGGGCAUCAUCAAAGAUACUGUACGAGAUGCCAUGCUAUUAUAAAGGAUCAGUAAUCAUUUCCUUAACAUGUAUCUGUUAUACUUAUCUCAUACAAUAUGGGGUUCACAUUUAGUUUUGCUGUUCAACAAUGUUCAGCUCAACAACAUAUAUUCAGUACUUCACACAAUGCUUGGUUUUAUGACUGAUAUUUCUAAAUAUGUCUUCUUUUUCUUUGUUUAUUGGGUGGUAGUUGUCAGUCAAAUGCCAAUGUUGUGGUUGGUUUGUGUGCAGAAUGAAAUGAAAUGCCAACGUGGGGGGUAGGAGGGCUCUAACAGGAAAUAGUUGCUCACAAGCACAGGCUCAUCUCACAUUUACCCCUCCCCCUAAACAACGCCAAAUAAAGAUUGAGAGGAGGAAAAAUGAAAAAAAGAAGAGAAUACAAGCACUGAGAUGUGUGGAUGUGUGAUGAUGUUCUAAUCCUCUGGUUUUAGUAAAAAAAGAAAAGAAACAAUGUCUGCUGUGUACUCUUUUUGCUUAUCAUUUGUAUUUUAUUUUUGUAAUAAAAACAAAUAAAUCCAUUGGCUCUCCA